This is a messenger RNA of Beta vulgaris subsp. vulgaris (sugar beet), 1202 nucleotides long. RefSeq lists its product as uncharacterized. Lineage: Eukaryota; Viridiplantae; Streptophyta; Magnoliopsida; Caryophyllales; Amaranthaceae. The record is from RefSeq and is a predicted model, not a curated record. The coding region runs from base 166 to 966 and encodes 266 amino acids. The transcript has 7 exons.
AAACUAAUAAUAAUAUACUAUAUCGUGUAACUAUAUAUCUUUUGUAUCAUAAAACCCUAAACCCUACACUUAGAAACCUCUCAGCUGAAAUUCCCGCACUCUGUCACUCAUACGGAAUUCUCAAGGCUUGAAUUGCUGAAGCUUGUUCCAGUAGAAGAUUUUGAAAUGGUACGCCGUGAUGUGGCGGUGGAAACAUCUGCCGAGAAGAGCUCUAAGAAAAAAUCAAGGAAAAAGAGAAGAGCACCUGAAGAUGAUGCUCAAGUUAUUGAGGAUAUAGCUUUGGAUAAAGGAGAAGCUGCUGAUGGGACCCAGAUUGAUGAUAAUGAGCCUACUAUGGCUGACAAACUUGCCACUUUAGAUAUUGAAAAGAAAGGUCUUAUUGAGGUUCAGGAAAGGCCUGAGCCUCUUGAGACACAGCCUCCCAGUGCAGACUCUGUACAUGUUUUGCUAAAACAAGCUCUGCAUGCAAAUGAUAGACCUCUUCUAAUGGAUUGCUUAUACAAUCAAGAUCAGAAGGUUAUUGCAAAUACUGUUUCACAGUUAAAGACAGUUGAUAUCUUCAAGCUUUUGGAUUCCCUUUUAUCUAUCGUCCAGUCUAGGGGUGCAGUUUUGGUAUGUGUGCUUCCUUGGCUAAGAAGUUUACUUCUCCAGCAUUCUAGCUGGAUAAUGUCCCAAGAGUCUUCAUUAGCUGCUCUUAAUUCUUUGUAUCAGCUUAUUGAAUCUAGGGUUGCAAAUUUGGAUCCUGCACUCCAAUUGGCUAGCAGUUUGGACCUCCUGUUUGCUGGGGUUGAUGGUGAAAUUGUUGAUGAGCAUGACUCCGCCCCUCCGGCCAUUUACGAGGACAGGGAUGAAAGUGAGGAAGAAGAAUCCGAAGAGGAUGCAAUGGAAACUGAUGAAGAGGCUAAAGAACCUGAAGAUUUCAGUGGUAUAAGCGAUGCUGAUCUAAGUGAGGACUUGAGUGAAUGAAUUAUGUAUCUUAUAUGUGACAUUACUAUUUAUUUUCUUUUUCUGGGUCUCAGGUUGUAGGAAAAUUGUGUUGUAAUUGGCGGUAAAAUGGGGAAUAUGUAGAAUCGAGUCUCAAACAUUUUUGCUAGAAUUCAGUUACCUCUGAUAAUCACUUCAAUUAUUUUUGUGAGGAAUAGUACUUCCAAGUUGUAAUGUUGGUUUAACUGCUUCAUUGCUAAGGUAUUUGGAGGCUGGUA